Molecule: messenger RNA, 6343 nt
Organism: Siniperca chuatsi (mandarin fish)
Lineage: Eukaryota; Metazoa; Chordata; Actinopteri; Centrarchiformes; Sinipercidae
Product: nebulin-like
Exons: 54
Coding region: 446-6205 (1919 amino acids)
Biological process (GO): cardiac muscle thin filament assembly
Cellular component (GO): Z disc
Molecular function (GO): actin filament binding
Source: RefSeq, a predicted model, not a curated record
CGAACCGACACCCAGAAGACAGUCAGCCAUCACAGGAGACAGUCGAGACUAGACGAGGCAGUUCAGUUGCUUACAGGUUUAUAUUUUGAGUUAGAGGUAAAAUAAGAUGCUUAAAGGUUGACGAAGAAGUUGAGAGGGUGAGCGCGACAUCAAAGAAACUGAAAGAGUGUCCAAAACAUUCAGAGGCAGGAAGACUGACCACGACGCUGACGAAGCCUUGAAGAACCUGAAGGAAAGCAUGAGAAGAUACUGAAAAAAACAAAGGGUGAUCAGCACAUCAGAGAAGGCAAAAAAGUACGAUACUUCGAUAUUCAGAAGCAGCGAGUGAGAAAUUGUUCAGGGCGAUUGCAACAUUUGGAAAGCUAAAAGGCUCGCGCAAACACUGCGGAAGCCAAAAGGAAAAUUUAUCAAGAGACUACCAUAAAUCCGACAAGAGGUGACUGACAUGGAGGAAGAGGAGGCCCCAGCUGCUCCGGUGUUUGCUGGAGAGAUGAAAGAGGUUAUGACAGUGGAGGGAGAGAAAGAAGAGGUGGUAACAACAGUGACGACGCUGACCGCGGUUGUUGACACGACUACGGGAAGGACGGCCAUAGAGGAGAAGGAGGAGGUUGAAACUGACAAAAUAACAGAGGAAAAGGAAGCAGAGAUGGAGGGAGGAGAGGAAGAGAAUGGAGAGGAAGAGGAGGGUCAAGCAAAGAAGUUGUUGGGACCUUGGGAAUCAGAGGCCUCCACUGAUGUAAAGCCUCCACUGCCAGACCCAGCAUUUAACAGGAGAUGCAGCUUGCUCGCCAGUGAUGUGAAGUAUAAGGAGGACUUUGAGAAGAUGAGGGGUCAGAGUCUGUUUGUUCCUGGAGCUGAACUCAUCCACUCCAAGAACAUCAGCGCUGUGAUAUCUGAGUCAAAGUACAAAGAGGAGGGAAAGAAGGAGGCGUCGAUGUCUCUGUACUCCAUCCUGCCAGAGACGCCUGAGACUCAACACGCCAGAGAGGCUUCAGAGCUGCAGAGUGAGAUUAAAUACAAAGGAAAUGUGAAGAUUUCCUCGUCUCUUUAUUCUCUGCUGCCAGAAACCACAGAGACCCAGUUUGUCAAAGAGCUGACUGAGAUACUGAGCGAGAACAAGUACAAGGAGGAAGGAAAGAAGGAGAUGAGCAGCAGUUUGUACUCUCAGCUUCCUGAAACCACGGAGAUGCAGCUGGCCAAGGCCGUCCACGAGUUUCAGAGCGAGAAAAAGUACAAAGAAGACGGGAAGAGAAAGGCCUCCGUCUCCCUCUAUUCCCAACUCCCCGACACUCCAGAGAUACAACACGCUCUGGAGGUGUCGCAGCUGCAGAGCGAGGUGAACUAUCGCCCCAAGGUGCUGGUUAAAGGAGCUCCCUCCUCUCUUUACUCGCAGCUCCCCGACACCACAGAGAUCCAGUUUGCCAGAGAGAUGACUGAGAUGCAGAGCGAGAGUAAGUACAAGGAGGGCGGCAGGAAGAGCCUCUCCCAGAGUUUCUACUCUCAGCUCCCGGAGACCGCCGAGACUCAGUUUGCCAAAACUGUUGCUGAGCUGCAGAGCGAGAUGCGGUACAAGGAAGCGGGUAAGAAGGGCGGGAACUCGUGUUUGUACUCUCUUCUCCCGGAGACUUUAGAGACAGCUCAUGCCAAGGAAGUGUCUGAGCUAUUCAGUGAGGUGAAGUAUAAAGAGGACGGUAAGAAGGAGAUGAGCAUCAGCCUGUACUCUCUGCUGCCUGAGACCAUCGACACCCAGCAUGCUAAAGAGGUGUCAAACCUGCAGAGUGAGGUGAAGUAUAAAGAAGGUCUGAAGCAGAAGGUUCAGGGCAGUUUGUACCAUCAGCUCCCAGAGACCACAGAGACACAGCUGGCCAAACAGCUGUCUGAACUGCAGAGCGAGGCAAAGUAUAAAGAAGCGGCAAAGAAGGAAGUGAAUACCUGCCUGUACUCUCUUCUGCCUGAAACCCUGGAGACGCAGCACGCUAAAGAGUCCACAGAGCUGCUCAGUCAGAUUAAGUACAAGGGGAGCGGGAAGAAGGAGAGGUCCAGCUCCCUCUACUCCACUCUGCCUGAUACUUCAGAAACCAGCUUCGCCCGAGAGAUGACUGACAUGCUGAGCGAGACUAAGUACAAGGAGAAUGGGAUAAAGGGCCUUUCACAGAGUGUCUACAGUCUGCUGCCAGAGACCAAUGAGACUCAGUUUGCUAAAACUGUUUCUGAGCUGCAGAGCGAGAUGAAGUACAAAAAGGGAAAGAAAGAAGCGUCCAGCUCUUUGUACUCCACUCUGCCUGAGACUCUGGAGACGCUGCAUGCCAAAGAGGCUUCUGAACUGCAGAGUGAGCUGAAGUACAAGGCGGCGCUGAAGAAAGGGCGUUCCUCCGGUCUGUUCCACCUGCUGCCUGAGACCUUAGAGACGGCCCACGCUAAGGAAGUCUCCGAGCUUCUCAGCGAGGUGAAGUAUAAAGAGGACGGUAAGAAGGAGAUGAGCAUCAGCCUGUACUCUCUGCUGCCUGAGACCAUCGACACCCAACAUGCUAAAGAGGUGUCAAACCUGCAGAGUGAGGUGAAGUAUAAAGAAGGUCUGAAGCAGAAGGUUCAGGGCAGUUUGUACCAUCAGCUCCCAGAGACCACAGAGACACAGCUGGCCAAACAGCUGUCUGAACUGCAGAGCGAGACCAAGUACAAGGAGGCGGGUAAGAAAGAGGUGAAUACAUGUCUGUACUCCCUCCUGCCUCACACCAUGGAGACGCAACACGCUAAAGAAGCUGCAGAGCUGCUCAGUGAGGUUAAAUACAAGGAGAGCGGGAAGAAGGAGAUGUCCAGCUCCCUCUACUCGACUCUGUCCGACACGUCAGAGACCAGCUUCGCCAGAGAGAUGACUGACAUGCAGAGCGAGAACAAGUACAAAGAGGGCGGAAGGAGAGGCCUCUCUCAGAGUUUCUACUCUCAGCUACCAGAAACAACUGAGACUCAGUUCGCUAAAACUGUCUCUGAGCUGCAGAGUGAGAUGAAGUACAAAGAAGCAGGAAAGAAGGGAGUGACGAGCUCUCUGUACUCGACUCUACCCGAGACUCUGGAAACACAGCACGCUAAAGAGGCUUCACAGCUGCAGAGUCAGCUGAAAUACAAGCAGAGUUUAAAGAAAGACGCCUCCAGUCUGUACCACCUGAUGCCAGAAACCAUCGACACUCAGUUCGUCAGACAGCAGACGGAGAUGCUCAGUGAGGUCAAGUACAAAGAAGAUGGUAAGAAAGAGAUGAGCGUCAACCUGUACUCUCUGCUCCCCGACACCAUCGACACCCAGCAUGCUAAAGAGCUGACAGACAUGCAAAGUGAGGCUAAAUACAAAGAGGCCAGUAAGAAGCAGACGUCAACGUCUCUGUAUCAGCGACUACCUGAAACUCUGGAGACACAACACGCCAAAGAGGCUUCACAGCUCCAGAGUCAGAUCUUGUAUAAAGAGGCUGUUAAGAAGGAGUUAUCGUGUCCAGUUUACCACCAGCUGCCUGACACUCUGGAGAACCAGUUUGCCCGAGAGCUCACCGACAUGCAGAGCCAAAACAAGUACAAGGAGGACGGGAUGAAGAGCCUUUCUCAGAGCUUUUACUCUCAGCUGCCAGAAACCGCUGAGACUCAGUUUGCUAAAACUGUUUCUGAGCUGCAGAGCGAGACAAAGUAUAAGAAGUCAAGGAGGCAGGAGGCCGGCAGCUGUCUGUACUCUGUGAUGGCAGAAACUCUGGACACUCAACAUGCCAAGCAGGCCUCACAGAUACAGAGCCAGGUGAAGUACAAACAGGACAUGCAGAAGGAGUUGGCGUCCAGUCUGUUCUCCAGCCUUCCUCAAACCCUGCAGACUGAGUUGGCCAAGGAGGUGACGGAGCUCCAGAGCCAGGUGAAAUAUAAGGAGGGAUGUAAGAAGGAAGCGUCCUCGUCACUCUACCACCUCCUCCCGGAGACAGCAGAGACGCAUUUCGCCAAACAGAUGUCAGAGAUCCAGAGCGAGACAAAGUACAAGAAGGACAAAGAGGAUCUGCCCAACACUUUAUACUCCCUGCUGCCUGAAACUCUGGAGACUCAGUUUGUUAAAGAGAUGGCUGAGACACACAGCGAGGUGAAGUACAAGCAGGCUGGGAAGCAGCAGACGGCGUCGUCUCUGUACUCCAAACUGCCCGAAACUCUGGAGACCAAACACGCCAAAGAAGCGACUGAACUACGGAGUGAAAAAAAGUACAAAGCUGAAGGGAGGAAGGAGAUGGCGUCGUCUCUGUACUCUCAGCUCCCUGAAACCUCAGAGACCCAGUUCGCUCGAGAGAUGACUGAGAUACAGAGUGAGAACAAGUAUAAGGAGAGCGGGAAGAAGAGCCAGACCAUCAGUGUUUACUCCCAGCUCCCAGAGACCAACGAAAUCCAGUUUGCCAAAGCUGCUUCUGAAAUACAGAGUGAGACCAAAUAUAAAGAAGCAGGGAAGAAAGACGCGUCCAGCUCUCUGUACUCGAAGCUGCCUGAGACUCUGGACACUCUGCACGCUAAAGAGGUUUCACAGCUGCAGAGUCAGGUGAGGUAUAAGCAGGACAGUAGGAAGGAGGUGAGCGGUUCUCUGUAUCACCAGCUGCCUGAAACCACAGAGACACAGCUGGCUAAAGAGCUGAGAGACAUUUACAGCGAGGUGAAGUAUAAAGAAGAGGGGAAGAAGGACAUCGCUAAGAACUUGUACUCACUCCUCCCUGAGACGGCAGAGACCCAGUUUGCCAGGCAUAUGUCGGAGAUACAGAGUGAGACAAAGUACAAGAAGGACAAAGAGGAUCUGCCCAACACUUUAUACUCCCUGCUGCCUGAAACUCUGGAGACUCAGUUUGUUAAAGAGAUGGCUGAGACACACAGCGAGGUCAAGUACAAGGAAGCAGGAAGGAAAGAAGCCAGCAGUUCUCUGUACCACCAGCUGCCAGAGACUCUGGAGACGCAGCAUGCUAAGGACGUUACUGAGCUGCAGAGCAAGAACAAGUACAAGGCGAGCGUGAAGAAGUCGAUGUCGUCCAGUUUGUACGCUCAGCUGCCGCAGACGGCUGAGACGCAGCUCGCCGCCAAGAUGUCCGACCUGCAGAGCGAAAGUAAAUACAAGGAGGACGGGAUCAAGAGCCUCUCGCAGAGCUUCUACUCUCAGCUGCCAGAAACGGCUGAGACUCAGUUAGCUAAAACCGUCUCUGAGCUGCAGAGUGAGGUGAGGAUAACAGCCAAGUACAAGGAGGCGAGCAGGAAGGAGGCGAGCAGCUGUCUGUACCACCAGUUACCUGAAACUCUGGAGACGCUACAUGCUAAAGAGGCUACUGAGCUGCAGAGUCAGGUGAAGUACAAGGAAGGAGGUAAGAGAGAGCGGAGCACCAACCUGUACUCUCUGCUGCCUGAGACCGAGCAGAUGAGGUUUGCUAAAGCCGCCAUGGAGCUUCAGAGUGAGAAUAAAUACAAGCAGAAAGGCAGACAGGAGAUCAGCAGCAGUGUUUUCCACCAAAUGCCGGAGACCACAGAGACUGCGUUCGCUAAGCAGAUCUCUGAACUUCAGAGCGAGACAAAGUACAAGAAGGACAAAGAGGAUCUGCCCAACACUUUAUACUCCCUGCUGCCUGAAACUCUGGAGACUCAGUUUGUUAAAGAGAUGGCUGAGACACACAGCGAGAGCAAAUACAAGGAGGCGGGUAAGAAGGAGCUGGUUAACAGUCUGUAUUCUCUGCUGCCUGAGACCAAAGACACUCAGCAUGCCAAGGAGCAAACUCAGCUGCACAGUGAGAAAGCAUACAGGGAGGAGGGGAAGAAGGAGGCCAGCUGCAGUCUGUACGCCCAGAUGCCCCAAACCAUUGAGACCGUCUUCGCUAAGGAGCUGACCAAGACGCAGAGCGACAAGUUCUAUAAGGACAAGUAUAAUCGUGAGAAGGGGAAGUCCAGCUACACCAACAUGAAAACACUGCCGGAGGUGGAGCACGCCAUGGAGGUCAACAAGAACCAGAGCGACGUCAGCUACAGAAAAGGCAGAGAGGAGCUUCAUCACUGCAACACGUUGGCAGACAGACCUGACAUCGUCAACGCCACCAACGCUGCUAAACUGGCCAGCGAUCCUAUAAGAGUAACAACAAGCUGCCAGUUUACAGUGACUGCGCUCUUUUGGCCAGAACCGACAUCCAGCACGCCAAGGAGGUUUCAAAACUGGCCAGCCAGGUGAAGUAUAAGGAGAGUUUCGACAGACAUUUAAAGGGCCAGAGGCCUUGUUACAACCCACUGGACUGUCUCUCCUUCAAACACACACAAGCUGCUGCCGCUCUGGCCAGCCAGGUGAAGUAUAAGACCAACCAGAACCAGA